ACAUCUGAAGGAGUUGCACAGGAAAGGGCGGGGUUUAUGUUGGGUCAAAGGGCACAGUGAAGAUGGCGGCCGCCAAGCGUGUGCUGUAUGUUGGUGGCCUCGCGGAGGAGGUGGACGAGAAGGUUCUGCACGCGGCGUUCAUUCCCUUUGGCGACAUCACCGACAUCCAGAUCCCUCUGGACUAUGAGACAGAAAAGCACAGAGGAUUUGCAUUUAUUGAGUUUGAGCUGGCUGAGGAUGCUGCAGCCGCCAUCGACAACAUGAAUGAGUCAGAGCUGUUUGGCCGGACCAUCAGAGUGAACAUCGCCAAGCCCAUGAGAAUCAAGGAGGGCUCCUCACGCCCAGUGUGGUCAGAUGACGACUGGCUGAAGAAGUUCUCGGGAAAGACCACAGAGGAGGCUGAAGGAGCAGAGCCAGCCGCAGAGCAGGCCAGCUCAGAGACGCAGGAGGGUGAGCCACCGGCCAAGAAGGGGCGUGUCAACCCCCAGGUGUACAUGGACAUCAAGAUCGGCAACAAGCCUGCAGGCCGCCUGCGGUUUCUGCUGCGCGCAGACAUUGUGCCCAUGACCGCAGAGAACUUCCGCUGCCUGUGCACCCACGAGAAGGGCUUCGGCUUCAAGGGCAGCAGCUUCCACCGCAUCAUCCCGCAGUUCAUGUGCCAGGGCGGCGACUUCACCCACCACAACGGCACCGGCGGCAAGUCCAUCUACGGGCGCAAGUUUGACGACGAGAACUUCAUCCUGAAGCACACCGGGCCAGGGCUGCUGUCCCUGGCCAACUCCGGCCCCAACAGCAACGGCUCCCAGUUCUUCAUCACCUGCGACAAGACGGACUGGCUGGACGGCAAGCAUGUGGUGUUCGGGGAGGUGAUGGAGGGCAUGGAUGUGGUGAGAGCUAUGGAGGCUCAGGGUUCGAAGGAUGGCAAGCCCAAACAGAAGGUGAUCAUUUCAGACUGCGGGGAAUAUGUGUAGCAGCAACGCUGCACAGCCCAGGAAAAACUUUGGUUUGGGCGGAGAACUGUGAGCUCUAAGGCUGGUUUACGAUCCCAGUGCAUCGAUUCAGUGGUGCAGUUCUGUGUGAUUAUCACCCCACUUGGCAUUGCAGGGUUACAGAGAGAUGCUGAAGAGCUGAGCUGCGUCAACCAUUUAAAACCCAAAUAUGUGCAGACAUUUUGGGGUUCUAUCUGAAGUGCUCCUUAAUUCUACCAUUUGAAUUUAAAUGCAUCCUGCACAAUAUUAGCCUUAAAGCUUUCACGUGGUCCUGUUAAUGAAAUAUAUUGAUCCCUACUUGGAAUUGGGCCUCACAGAUGGAGAAACAUAAAAUCCAGCUGUUCCAGAUAACCCGAUGAGUACAGCAAUCAGGUUUUGAAGAAAAAGAUUGGCAUCACUUAAAACUGCUGCAGAUGAGUGUCUUUGCUUCUUGCAGACCUUCAGUUCCCCUCUUUCAUCACGAAGCCACUGAACCCCUGAUUUAAGUGUCUCUACUUAAUGAGUAGGACUUUAUUUCUAUUUUAUAAAACAUAGAACAUGGUUUUGUAAAUAUUCAUGUGAAUAAAUUGUUUAUUAACAAA
Molecule: messenger RNA, 1570 nt
Organism: Lepisosteus oculatus (spotted gar)
Lineage: Eukaryota; Metazoa; Chordata; Actinopteri; Semionotiformes; Lepisosteidae
Gene: ppie
Product: peptidylprolyl isomerase E (cyclophilin E)
Biological process (GO): protein folding; protein peptidyl-prolyl isomerization
Molecular function (GO): RNA binding; peptidyl-prolyl cis-trans isomerase activity
Source: RefSeq, a predicted model, not a curated record